UCUCAUAGAUUUUUUUAAAUGAAUGUUUUAAUUCAGUGGUAGUGACAGUGAAAUAUGCGUAUUUCAGGGGACUUUUGUUUUGAAAUGCCACAUCAGAUUUGCGUGGGACCACUUUGGUUGGAGACCUAGGGAAGUGUAGUGUCCCCCAGAACUGGACUGGUGUUGCGUUAUCUCGUAGAUUUGUUUUAAUGAAUAUUUUAAAUCAGUGGUAAUGACAGUAAAAUAUACCAAUUUCACGGGACUUUUACUUUGAAAUGAAAAAGAAGAAGAAGAAUUUUGAAAAAGAAAGAAAGCUGUAAUAUUAUCACACCAACGCUGUAAUUUUAUCGACCGAAUUUGAAAAUUCCCAUAAAAUUAAUGUAGUCACCAGACCACCUAUAGCUCCCUUUCUGGACACCUUGCUGUCAUGUCUGUCUAUCGAUCAAGUAAUAACAAAAAAUAUUUAUUGAAAACAUACUUCUGGUCAACGUAGGCUAUAACGCGACAAAAUUCUCGACUUUUCUUGUUUUAAGACAGAUAAACGUUUGAGCUUGUCAUACUAUCAAGCCUUAAUGUCGUAAAAUUACAAGUAUUUUCUUGUAGUUCGUGUGAACUCACGACUUUGUUCGUGCACAUUGGCAGAUUUUGGGUUGUAAAUGUACGACUUUAAUUUUAGUAGUGACUUUAUGAACAUAUAUAUUUUUCUCAAUAUUUAUUUGACUGCGACAUCGAAAGUACUUCCGGGUUGAACGGCUUCCGUGUUUAGUAGCUAACGGGAGCUAGCCGCCGUUUGGCAACGUCAUUAAUGUACCCGAGAUGAAGUCUUCUCCGUGCUGAGUUUGAUACGACCAGCAAAGAUGCAAAGAUGAUUGUGAUUGGUCAAUCCCAUUUGUGCCAGUCACAGGGCAGAUUCACACCGAUGAAUGAUUUAGUCUUCAAUGAACCCAACGUGCAUUUUUUCGGAAUGUAGGAGGAAGCUGGAGCACCAUAAGAAAACCCACUCAAGCACAAGUCCACGAUGUCAUUACCAGAGGAGUCGGCGGCUCGCAGAAAAGAGCGCGAGAGGGGAGCGCGGCCAAAGGAGCUGGAGAGCAGGGACCAGACCGGCCCGGCCACCUCCUCGUCUUCCCAGAGAGUGGUCUUUCGACGUCACGGUAAGGAAGCCUCAUUACUGUCAGAAGAGCGGACAUCCAGUCCAGUAUUGGGAGCAGUUAACUCUUGCACAGAGUUGACAGCCACUGAAGGCAGCAACAGCAGUCGCACACUCCGGCAAAAAAUUCAAGAUGCAAUGGGGCAGUGUUUCCCCAUGAAAACGCACAGUGGAGCGAGUACGCCGCCGCUCCCUCACGCGUUCUCCCUGUCAGCAGGCUGCACCUCCUCCAGGCGCAAGAUCCACCUGAGCGAGCUGAUGCUAGACAACUGCCCCUUCCCGGCCGGGUCGGAGCUAGCUCAGAAGUGGCACCUCAUAAAGCAGCACACGGCGCUCGACCCCGCCGUGACGUUCCCGGCGGACGAUGUCGACGACCGGCUGAGGGAGCGGCGGCGCAUCAGCAUCGAGCAUGGCGUUGAGCCGCCGGCUAACGCAGAGAUCCACACGCUGGAGGUGACGCCGCAAGCGAGUGCGGCCCUCCACAGGCGCCGCGGACCCAAGCUGGCGCACGGCCUGAACGAAGCGGGCGGCGCUGAGCAGAACCAAUUUCUCCUCCAGCGGCAACACCAGCUUCUUCUGCAGAGCUGUCUGGACACUCUAGAUGAGGUUGUGGUUUCGUCUUCCACGUCAUCUUCCUCCUUUGAUGUUAGUGCUACCCCUCCGGUCGACCCAGAAGCGCCCCCAAGAGCCACGCAUACCCACGCCAGCCCGCAUGUCCAUACUCAAAUCGACUACAUCCACUGUUUGGUCCCCGACAUGCUGCAGAUCACCAACUUGCCUUGUUACUGGGGCAUCAUGGACCGCUAUGAGGCCGAGGGGCUCCUGGAGGGCAAGCCCGAGGGCACCUUCCUGCUACGCGACUCUGCCCAGGAGGACUACCUCUUCUCUGUCAGCUUCCGCCGCUACGGCCGCUCGCUGCACGCCCGGGUCGACCAAUGGAACCACAACUUCAGCUUCGACGUGCGCGACCCCAGCGUCUUCCACGCGCCCACCGUCACGGCUCUGGUGGAGCACUACAAGGACCCCAGCUCCUGCAUGUUCUUCGAACCGCUGCUGUCCUUCCCCAUGCACCGCACGCAGCCCUUCAGCCUGCAAAGGCUCUGCCGUGCCGUCGUCAGCAGCUGCACCACCUACGACGGCAUCAACGCCCUACCCGUACCCAGCGCUUUGAAGAAGCACCUCAAAGAGUAUCAUUACAAGCAAAGGGUACACGUUCACAGGCUGGACAGUUGGUGGGAAUGACCAUCAACAACAACUACUCACCAAGCUGUACUUAUUUAUUGUACUGUAUAUCCUCGUGUACAUUCUAACUACACUGACGAGAAUAUGUAAACCUACUGGUUGUUUCUGAUAGAAUAAACCUACUGAAUCUUA
Molecule: messenger RNA, 2503 nt
Organism: Phyllopteryx taeniolatus (common seadragon)
Lineage: Eukaryota; Metazoa; Chordata; Actinopteri; Syngnathiformes; Syngnathidae
Gene: socs9
Product: suppressor of cytokine signaling 9
Exons: 4
Coding region: 998-2371 (457 amino acids)
Biological process (GO): intracellular signal transduction; phosphatidylinositol phosphate biosynthetic process
Cellular component (GO): phosphatidylinositol 3-kinase complex
Molecular function (GO): 1-phosphatidylinositol-3-kinase regulator activity
Source: RefSeq, a predicted model, not a curated record